This is a messenger RNA of Adineta steineri, 348 nucleotides long. The record is from the annotation of a GenBank genome assembly. Lineage: Eukaryota; Metazoa; Rotifera; Eurotatoria; Adinetida; Adinetidae.
AUGUAUUUAUCCACUGUGCGUGUGUGUGUAGCGAUUGUCGAAGAUCCACACUCACACCCACACUCUCAAGAUGGUUUUAUCAGUGAAAUUCAUCGAACUGCAACAUUAGAAUAUAAUGAAAUUGAUGAUUAUAAAAAUUCUAUUAAAAAAACUCCUAAAAUGUGGCUUGUAUUUUCAUCAGCAAGUAAAAAGCGUGAUGUAGCAACAAUAUAUGACAGAAAUACUCUUUUUAUCAUUACUAUACCAUCACAAUCACAACAUUUAGACAUAUCAAGUAUAUCAAAAUUUUCCGCGAAAGAAGAAGUAUUAUUAGGACCAUCAACAAGUUUUCAGGUUGAAAAUGUUUAA